This is a messenger RNA of Apiotrichum porosum, 2496 nucleotides long. RefSeq names its product Transcription initiation factor TFIID subunit 5 (gene TAF5). NCBI's taxonomy places the organism in Eukaryota, Fungi, Basidiomycota, Tremellomycetes, Trichosporonales, Trichosporonaceae. The transcript is spliced from 6 exons. Gene Ontology annotation, cellular component: transcription factor TFIID complex. Gene Ontology annotation, biological process: transcription initiation at RNA polymerase II promoter. The record is from RefSeq and is a predicted model, not a curated record. The coding region runs from base 1 to 2496 and encodes 831 amino acids. Gene Ontology annotation, molecular function: protein binding; RNA polymerase II general transcription initiation factor activity.
AUGUCCGACUCUCCCACCCCGGUCGCGGGCUCGAGUGCACAGGCGCCGCGCGCUGAGCCUCCUGCUCACGCGCAAGCUGUGAUGGAGUACCUCCAACAGCACGGUUUCGACAAGGCACUUCAGACAUUCCAAGCCGAGCUGCAAUCUGCAGGCGGGGAAGACAAGGACGCGGAUGGCGAAGAGGAGGGCCCCUCUGGCGGUGCGGUUGCGACUGGCGUGCGCCGUGGUUCCGCGGCUGGCAAAGACGCCAUCAUCCGCGCACCCCCGCCAAUUCCCCUCGACAACAUGGUCAAGCGCAACAUCCCACAGGCGACGGCCGUGUCUGUAUCAACUAUGAGUGAUAAAAUUACUCCUGACUUCAUCGCACAAGCAAAAUAUAUUAUCGAGCAGCUCCAAACUCGUUUGGAAUCUGCCAAUGCCGACGAGGAAGCCGGCAAGCCCAGCACCAGCCAGGCGCCUGCCUUCAUCGACCCAUCUGAUCGUGUGGAAGGAUACAAACGCUACCGUCGAUGGGUCAACGACGGCCUGGAUCUCUGGAGGUUUGAACUGGAUAACCUUUCGUUCCCCCUGUUCGCCCACACAUUCCUCGACCUCAUAGACUUUGGCUUUGCAGAUGCCGCUCAACGGUUCUACCAGGAGAAUGCCGAGCACCACAAGGUGUACCACCCAUCCGAGCUCUCCUACUUGUCAUCCAUCACUGCAGCACACCAGAUCCUCCUCGACCCAUACGCGCAACGCUUGAGGUCUGAGCGAUACCAAAUCCCAUUGUCGCGCAACUCUUUUGCGCUCCUUGUGCAGUGGUUGAGUGGUGCGGGACUGGAUGAGGAGUGGGAGUCUGGUCUGCACGGUGUCCCAGGCCGAGCCAAGGAGGCUAUCCGCGCUAUUGUCAAUUCGCGUCUGGACAUCAAGGUGUCGGACUCGGCCAUGCCGCUUGACAAGAUUGCGAUCGCGUCGUCGAGUGGGCUUCUCUCAAGUCUCCUUCCUCCCGCGACCUCGGCGGACAAGUUCAACUCUAUGACGCAGCUCAAGCUAGGCGCUCCCCAAAUGCUUGACAAGCUGCGGGAAGAAGUGAUCCGCAUCGUGCGCGAAGAGGAUGAGGCUGUGAAUGGCGAGAAUGAGGGAGGAGCGGGGUCGGUCGCCAAUGGCCACCCGAACGGCACGGACGCCAACGGCGAUAUCGAGAUGGGCGAUGCGAGUCGCGAUAUGCGCACCAUGUCACCCUUGAAGAAAACCAUCAAGAUUGAACCCGACGAUAAUCGCGACCCGGAUCUCGUUAGCCCAGACAGCAACGAGACUCUUCCACCACAGCCGACAUUUUACAAGGUUACCGAUGUGAAGCGCGAAGUCGAGGCUGUCCGAGACAAGCGAAAGAUGAUACGUCUGGGCCCGAAGCCCGAUGAAAAGGCAGGUGGCUCGAGUGCGACCUUGCCCAGUGUCGUGGCAUUCACCAUGUACGAUGGAGGAGAAGCUCUGACGUCUGUGGAGUUUUCGCCCGACUCGUCACUCAUUGCAGCGGGUUCGGCGGAGAGCACCGUUCGGCUGUGGAGCUUGAGGGAUGAAAAGCUCAAGGCAAAGCAGAUUGGGCAAAUUGUAGAGGAUGAGGGUCUUGCUAUGCGCAAACUGGUUGGCCACUCUGGUCCCGUGUAUUCGUUGUCUUUUGACCCCAUUUCAGGCUCUGGCGGCCCACCGCAUUCACUGCUGUCGGCUUCGCAGGACGGCACUGUCCGCUUGUGGUCAUUGGACACGUACUCAAACUUGGUCGUGUACCGUGGCCACAACCGCGACCCCGUCUGGGAUGUGGAGUGGGGACCCAUGGGCGUCUACUUUGCGUCUGCAAGCCGAGAUCGUACCGCUCGUCUAUGGAGCUCGGAUCGUCUGACUCCACUGAGAAUGUACACAGGCCACCUGUCCGACGUCAACUGCGUCAAGUUCCACCCCAACUCGCUGUACCUCGCGACAGGCUCGAGCGACAAUUCGUGUCGUCUGUGGGAUGUCCAGCGCGGCGCUUGUCUCCGUCUAUUCCUCGGCCAUACCGACGCGGUCACGACCAUGGCCAUCUCGCCAGACGGCCGUACCCUCGCGAGUGCGGGUCUUGACUGCAGCAUCUACCUUUGGGACCUGGGAUCGGCCCGACCCAUCAAGAAAAUGACUGGCCAUAACGCGCCCAUUCAGUCGCUGUCAUUCUCGGCUGAGUCAUCUGUGCUCGUCUCGGGCUCGCUCGACUGCACUGUUCGGUGCUGGGACGUCAAGUCGUCUGGCGGACCACGCACAGGCCGUGGUAUGGACUUUGACGGCGCACGUUCGGGCGGUAUGGGUGGGACUGGCGCGUUGCCUAUGGGACCCUCGGAGCUCAACUGGGAGGACCAGGGUCAGACAGCCGACCUGCUCUCCACGUUUCACACCAAGCGUACGCCCAUUGCCAAGGUGCACUAUACCCCUCGCAACCUGUGCAUGGCCGCUGGAUCAUUUGUGCCGCCGACAAACAAGGCCGUGUAA